AUGGCAGGCAUUCAACUCCACCCCGCGAGCGUUCAUUUCCCCAUCACCUUCAUCGCUUUGACCGGCUUCCUCGAUUUGCUUUACUCCGCUGCAAGUUUCCCUCCCACAGGUUCCUUCAUUCUCUCUACCUUGAAAUAUCUGGACGUGCCAUCGGCCCUUGUGGAGCUCUUGCCUCAGCUGUCCUUCUACACCACCAUUCUCGCUCUCGUCACAACCGUUCCCGCCAUUGUCACCGGAUUCUCGGAUCUGCUCCCAUUGAUUCUACGCGAUGGAUUCGGUACGCCAAAGGUCCGAACUGGUCUGCUACACGCUGGGCUCAACGAUGUUGCGACUGCGAUGAUGGCGUUCAAUUGGUGGACGAGGAGACACGUGGAGGAUUUUGCGCCUACAGCUGUCAAUACGAUGCUGAGCGGUUUAUUGGCUAUGCCGGUGAUGUUCUACGCGGCUUCGUUAGGUGGACAUCUUGUUUAUGGAUAUGGGAUGGGGGUUGGCAAGUCGAGCAAUAAGCAGAAGAAGACUCAAUAA
Molecule: messenger RNA, 525 nt
Organism: Lachnellula hyalina
Lineage: Eukaryota; Fungi; Ascomycota; Leotiomycetes; Helotiales; Lachnaceae
Exons: 2
Coding region: 1-525 (174 amino acids)
Source: RefSeq, a predicted model, not a curated record